AUGGCGCAAGAAAUCACAAUCACAGGAUUUGAAACCCGCGAUGUGCGGUUUCCCACGUCGCUGGAUAAGACGGGCUCUGAUGCUAUGAAUGCAGCUGGCGAUUACUCUUCUGCGUACUGCAUCUUGCAGACCGACUCACAAUACUCUGGCCACGGCAUGACCUUCACCAUUGGACGUGGAAACGACAUUGUCUGCGCUGCCAUAGUCCACGUUGCCGAGCGUCUCAAGGGCAAGACGUUGUCGUCUCUGGUGGCCAACUGGGGGAAGACUUGGCGCUAUCUAGUAUCAGACAGCCAGCUGCGUUGGAUUGGACCCGAGAAGGGCGUUAUUCACCUCGCUCUUGGCGCUGUCGUGAAUGCGGUCUGGGACCUUUGGGGCAAGGUCCUAGGCAAGCCUGUCUGGAGAAUUGUUGCCGACAUGACGCCCGAGCAAUACGUCCAGUGUAUCGACUUCCGCUACAUCACCGACGCCAUCACCCCAGAAGAAGCUGUUGCCAUGCUCAAGGAAGUGCAAGGCGGAAAGGCGAAGCGCAUCGAGGAAGCGCUUAGUAGCAAGGCCGUGCCGGCGUACACCACCAGCGCAGGAUGGCUAGGCUACGGCGAAGGCAAGAUGAAGACCCUCCUCGGGGAGACACUUGCACAAGGCUACAAGCACUUCAAGCUCAAAGUUGGCGGUAGCGUGGAGGAGGACAGGCGCCGGUUAACCAUUGCUCGGGAUGUUCUCGGCUACGACAAGGGCAACAUCCUCAUGGUCGAUGCGAAUCAGAUCUGGUCUGUCCCCGAUGCCAUCGAGCACAUGAAGCAGCUUGCCGACUUUAAGCCAUGGUUCAUUGAAGAGCCCACGUCCCCCGACGACAUCCUGGGCCACAAGGCUGUUCGCGAGGCUCUCAAACCAUACGGUAUUGGCGUCGCCACUGGCGAGAUGGUCCAAAACCGAGUAGUCUUCAAGCAGAUGCUCAUGAAUGGCGCCAUUGACGUCUGUCAAAUCGAUGCCUGCCGUCUCGGUGGUGUCAACGAGGUCAUGGCUGUGUUGCUCAUGGCGAAGAAGUACGGUGUGCCGAUUGUUCCUCAUUCGGGCGGAGUUGGUCUUCCAGAGUACACGCAGCACCUGAGCACAAUUGAUUAUGUAGUUGUGAGCGGUAAGCUCUCUGUGCUGGAGUAUGUUGACCAUUUACACGAGCAUUUCUUGCAUCCGUCCGUCAUCAAGGACGGGUACUACCAGACGCCCAUGGAACCUGGAUAUAGCGUAGAGAUGAAGAAGGAUAGUAUGGAUAAGUUCACAUAUCCCGGGGACAGGGGGAUUAGCUGGUGGACGAGCGAAGAAGCAAGACCGAUUUUGGAGGGCGAGAAGAUUUAA
This is a messenger RNA of Metarhizium brunneum ARSEF 3297, 1356 nucleotides long. It is a transcript of the gene lgd1, whose product is annotated as L-galactonate dehydratase. Gene Ontology annotation, biological process: carbohydrate catabolic process; amino acid catabolic process. The record is from RefSeq and is a predicted model, not a curated record. NCBI's taxonomy places the organism in Eukaryota, Fungi, Ascomycota, Sordariomycetes, Hypocreales, Clavicipitaceae. Gene Ontology annotation, molecular function: L-fuconate dehydratase activity; magnesium ion binding.